Molecule: messenger RNA, 647 nt
Organism: Armigeres subalbatus
Lineage: Eukaryota; Metazoa; Arthropoda; Insecta; Diptera; Culicidae
Exons: 1
Source: RefSeq, a predicted model, not a curated record
CACAAGUUCUUCUUCCGGUCGAAGCUGUUCGAUCGGAAGAACCGCUCCAAGAAGGCGGGAGUGAGUGAUAGUGCGGCGGACGACGAUGAGUUCAACGUCACCGGCAUUAGCCACCGGAUCAAGACGACCAGCACGGGCGGGUCGUCAACGAACCGAGUAGUGCGAAACAAUCCGUUGUACGGGGAGAACUUUAAGCGGUUCGUUGCCGGGGGCGAAAGUAUGGGACCUAUCAGUUUCGGUGCAAGUGCCAGCAAUAAAAGUGUCAUCGGGGGUUUGAGAACAGUUGAGGGAUCUUCGGUGAGUGGGGCUCGACGAGGCAAUAAUGAAUUUGGGGAAAACGUAAACGCUAUUUUGACUGAUCUGGACGAAGAGCUGGAGGUCAGAAACUGGCGUUAUCAAUUAUCCAAUGAUCAUUUCUAGGGUUAAGAGUUGUGUGAUAAAUAUUUUGAUAGCUAUGGUUAUAGUCAACAGUAAGAUAGUUUGAAUGUUUUAAAUAGACUAGGUGUCUUAGAUAAAAAAAACAAUUCAUAGUUUUCUGAAGUUUUACAAAAUUUUAUAUAUUUUUUGGUAAUAUUACAGCCUUUUGAAUAACGUUUGCAGAACAGAAAACUCAAUUGUUUUUACUAUAUAGAGUUUAAAUCCACAGA